UGAGCGGGUGGGCCGUAUGAGCGUUAUCGUAAAGGUUUUUGCUCGGCAAAUAUACGAUUCCCGUGGAAAUCCCACUGUUGAAGUAGAUCUUUACACUGAACACGGUUUAUUUAGAGCUUCUGUCCCUUCUGGCGCUUCAACUGGAGAAAAUGAGGCCUGUGAACUACGUGAUGGCGGAACUAAACAUAUGGGCAAAGGAGUUACCAAGGCUGUCUCAAAUGUUAACAACAUAAUAGCACCUGCCAUAAAAGGAAUGAAGGUUGUGGAAAUGGUAUCCUUGGAUGCAAAGUUAAACGAAUUAGAUGGAACCCCUAAUAAAUCCAAACUUGGAGCUAACGCUAUCUUAGGCGUUUCUAUGGCUGCUUGUCGUGCAGCGGCAGCGGCUUUAUCUAUUCCACUUUAUCGAUUUCUUAAUAAGUUGGCUGAUUCUCCCAAAAUGGUUUUGCCUGUGCCUUGCUUUAAUGUUAUCAACGGUGGAUGCCACGCUGGAAAUUAUUUGGCCCCGCAAGAGUUCUUUAUAAUUCCUACAGGCGCCUCUUCCUUUGCCGAAGCCAUGAAGAUAGGCUCGGAGACAUAUCACCACUUAAAGGCUAUUAUUAAAAAGAAGUACGGGCUAGACUCUACCGCCGUAGGAGAUGAAGGUGGUUUUGCGCCGAACGUAAAGGAUAUCGAUGAAGCUCUGGAACUAUUAGUAAAGGCCAUAGAGUCUGCAGGUCACACCGGCAAAGUUAAGAUUGGCUCAGAUCCAGCCUCUUCCGAGUUUUACAAUAAAGAACUUGAUCGCUAUGACUUGGAUUUCAAAGUUCCAGGGGAUUCAAAAAAGGAUAGAGUAUUAACGCGCCAACAACUUAUAGACGCGUGGGAGGGCUGGUGCGACAAGUACCCCAUUAUUCUUAUUGAAGAUCCCUGUAACGAAAAUGACUUUGAGGGACAUGCCAUGAUAACCAAAAGACUUGGCCACAAAGUUGAAAUCGUGGGGGACGAUCUUUACUGCACUAACAAAAAGUUGGUACAGAAAGGAAUAGAGCACUCAGCUACGAACGCCAUGCUUCUAAAGGUUAAUCAGAUUGGCACCGUCACAGAAGCCAUCGAAGCCUAUAAGGCCUGCGUAAAGAACCAGUGGGGAGUUUUCGUUUCGCAUCGCUCUGGCGAAACGGAAGACACGUUUAUAGCAGACUUAGCAGUAGCUUUGGGAGCCGGUCAUAUAAAAACUGGGGCCCCCUGUCGCUCGGAACGGUUAGCUAAGUAUAAUCAACUACUACGCAUUGAGGAGGAGCUCGAACAUAACGCCCCUUAUGCUGGGGAAGACUUUAGGAAGUCUGGUCGCUUUUAAUGACUUUUUCAAAGCGGCUUAGGCCAGGAGCUUCUGCUUUAGAGCAUU
Zophobas morio is the source of this 1381-nucleotide messenger RNA. RefSeq names its product enolase-like. Gene Ontology annotation, cellular component: phosphopyruvate hydratase complex. The transcript is spliced from 7 exons. Lineage: Eukaryota; Metazoa; Arthropoda; Insecta; Coleoptera; Tenebrionidae. Gene Ontology annotation, molecular function: magnesium ion binding; phosphopyruvate hydratase activity. Bases 17 to 1333 code for a protein of 438 amino acids. Gene Ontology annotation, biological process: glycolytic process. The record is from RefSeq and is a predicted model, not a curated record.